This is a messenger RNA of Ceratitis capitata (Mediterranean fruit fly), 1864 nucleotides long. RefSeq names its product cytochrome b5-related protein. Lineage: Eukaryota; Metazoa; Arthropoda; Insecta; Diptera; Tephritidae. Gene Ontology annotation, biological process: lipid metabolic process. The transcript is spliced from 4 exons. Gene Ontology annotation, molecular function: heme binding. The record is from RefSeq and is a predicted model, not a curated record. Bases 473 to 1819 code for a protein of 448 amino acids. Gene Ontology annotation, cellular component: mitochondrion.
CAAAAGUGCACUUCGCUGAUAUACCAACGCUUAGUCAAUAAAAAUGAACACAGCAGAUCGGUUCUAGCUUCAACAAAUAUUUAACGAGUUAUUUGACGCUUACCACUUAAUCGUUCUCAUAUCGUAAGGGCGGGCAAAACGUCGCUCAAAGUACAUAUGUACAUACCUACACAUUCGUAACUUUAGUGCGCUGAUAGUGGCGCGUUACUGCCAACUGCUAAAGCCGUCCGUUGACCUUCGUAAUUUGCAAUUGUAAAACUUAUAGUAUGCAAUUUAUAUUAUUUUUGUUGUAAAUAAUAAAGAAGCCAUAUUUUAUAAAACGUCUUUGGCCUUUGGGUUUAGAUUUGUAAAUUUCUUGUUAUCAUCUAAAUACAUAUAUAACAGCAUAAAUUGAUAUUGUUUAUUGAUUGCAAGUCUGUGUGUGUGUGUGUCUAAAGACUGUUGGUAAAAGUGAAGAAUAAAGUUGGUCGCCAUGGCAGAGUGUGAUAUGGAAAAUACUAGUAAACAGGAAGACUGGAUGGCAUCGGGUAUUUUAAGAAAAUAUCCCAUUUAUCGAGACACGCUAAUCAAGACAUGCGAGGGCUGGAUAGCUGCUAAACGAAAGGACGAUGAAGCGGAAGGCCUAUGGCGUAUAAAAGACAAACUUUACGAUCUUACGGAAUUCAUACCGCAUCAUCCCGGCGGCGCAUUUUGGUUAAAAUGGACCAAAGGCACUGAUAUAACAGAAGCAUUUGAAUCGCAUUACAUUUCAAAGAAGCCAGAAUAUAUGUUAACCAAAUUUUAUGUGCGCGAUGCGGAGAAGCCACGAAAUUACAAAUUAACUCUACAUGAUAACGGUUUCUAUAGGGUGCUCAAGACACGUGUUCGUGAUAAGCUGAAAAGUGUAGACUACUCACCAGCGAAACGUACAGAUUUUAUACACCUUGGACUCUUGUUGUCAACAUUCAUUCUGGCUUUUGCUUGUUCUUACACUGGCUACAUUAUAUUUGAAUUAUUCGCCGGUUUGUCACUCUGUUGGCUCACCAUUGCCACACACAACUACAUGCAUCGCAAGGAUAAUUGGCAAAUGUACACUUUCAAUUUGUCACUUAUGAAUUUUUGUAAUUGGCGCGUUUUGCACGCCAUGUCUCAUCACGUCUACCCGAACUCUUUAACUGACCUUGAGAUGUCGCUGUUCGAGCCAUAUCUUUGCUGGUGGCCAAAUUCCCGCCUACACACGAAGUGGCAUCGUAUGUUUGGCGUCGCAAUACAACCAAUCGUUUACACGUUUAUCUUUCCUUAUCAGAUUUUAAUGAGAAUUACUGUCUCACUUUUGCGCAAAAAUAUAUUAUUUUGGCACGAUAUCAUCGGCCUAACGCUUCCCCUCUUCAUGCUGCUCGUAGGCCAAGUAUCCACCUUAACUGUGAUUAGGCAAUGGGUAGUUAUCGUGGGUCUAGCCAGUUUCAUUUUUGGCGUAAUUGGCUUGAAUGCUGGUCAUCAUGAUCCCAAGAUUUUUCACGAUGGUGAUGCACACCGUGAGGAUCGCGAUUGGGGCCUCUAUCAGUUGGACACAAUAAUUGAUCGUAGUGAUAUUAAAGGUUCACAAUUUUUGGUAUUAACGCAUUUCGGCGAUCAUUUUCUACAUCACCUCUUCCCCACAUUGGAUCAUGGCAUAUUACCACAACUUUAUCCAGUACUUUAUGAAACAUUAGAAGAAUUCCAGGCCCAAUUGCGCGGUUGUAAUCAUUUGCAGCAUAUUAUUGGCCAGAAUAAGCAAUUACUGCGCACCGAAUCGAAUCCAGUACCUCCGGGUGGUGUACAUAAAAACAAACGUGGUUAGAAUUUCGAAUAUAUUUUACAUACGUGCGUAUGUGUGUAUGUAAUA